This is a messenger RNA of Harmonia axyridis, 805 nucleotides long. RefSeq names its product histone deacetylase complex subunit SAP18 (gene Bin1). The transcript has 2 exons. Gene Ontology annotation, molecular function: transcription corepressor activity; transcription factor binding. Gene Ontology annotation, biological process: negative regulation of DNA-templated transcription. The coding region runs from base 201 to 665 and encodes 154 amino acids. Gene Ontology annotation, cellular component: nucleus. Lineage: Eukaryota; Metazoa; Arthropoda; Insecta; Coleoptera; Coccinellidae. The record is from RefSeq and is a predicted model, not a curated record.
CCCUAACUUCAAUUCAAUUUUUUUACACCUGAAGUUGUCAAGUACAUAAAAUAAGUUCACAAAAAUUCUAUGGUUUCACAAACCCCUAACCUAAUGCUUUCUGAUAACAAAACAUAACCCCCAAAUAGAUAAUCUAUGAUAGUUAUAAACAUUUGACUUAGCCGGAUAAUUUAUAGGAUUUCCGAACAAUUUCCCUCGAAAUGGCUGGUGUAGACAUAGUUAUUGAGGAGAAAAAAGAUGAUGGAGUAGAUCGCCAAAGGGUUUGUCCUUUUCUACUGCGAGUAUUCGUUUCAAAUAACGGCCACCAUUCGAAACUAUCCGACUUCAAUAAAGGUAACACACCACAAAACGAACUUCAAAUUUACACAUGGAAAGAUGCCACACUUCACGAGUUAACACAAUUGGUCAAAGAGGUAAAUCCAGAGGCCAGAAGAAAAGGCACAAAAUUCAGCUUUGCUUAUGUCUAUCCAGAUGUGAGGGCACCUCUUUAUAGACUAAGAGAUAUUGGUGUGACUACAACAGGCAUUAAGGGACCCGAUGAUUUGAAAACUCUCAAUCAAGUUCGAUUUUCAAUAGGAGACUAUAUGGAUAUUGCAAUCACUCCACCCGACUCUUGGAAUUCUGGUAGAAAGGGAGGAUUCAAUAACCGAGCAAGACCCUACUAAUUUAUUUUAUGUGAAAAGUGUACUGAAGUGAACUAUUCAAGAAUUGAACCAUGUAUUCUUUGUUUUUUCUACAUAAGCACAUUUCUCCAUGAGUUAAAUUAGAAAGCAAUGUAUUAUAUUAAUAAACUUUCUUUAUUUCA